UUGAGGGAAACAAAGAAAACCUCAUCUCAGACCAAGAGUGAGGAAAUGGCAGUGUCACUGAGACUGCCCUCUCUAACGCUAACGAACCUGUUCGCCUCACCGUCUUCUAUUCCCAUUCUACGACGCCGACGCCCCCAUGGCACUCUUCUCCGGCCGCCGCCCCUCGCUGCUAGCUUCUCCUCGCAGAGAGCAGAAGCUGCGUCAGCUCAGACCCAGUAUAACUCGAAGAGCAGCAAAGGGAGCGACCAAGUAAUAACGCCAAGGUCACAGGACUUCAACGCUUGGUACCUCGACCUCAUAGCCAACGCCGAGCUAGCCGAUUACGGUCCUGUUCGCGGCACCAUGGUCAUUCGUCCCUAUGGUUACGCUAUUUGGGAAUCCAUUCAGGACUAUUUGAAUGUGAAGUUCAAGGAAACAGGGCAUAGUAACAUGUACUUUCCGCAGUUUAUUCCAUACUCAUUUAUAGAGAAAGAAGCAAGUCAUGUGGAGGGCUUUUGUUUGCUGAUGUUAGCUUUGAUUUUUGUAAUUCUUGAGGCUGUGUCAGGUUCGACCCACAAGUGA
Messenger RNA from Arachis stenosperma, 561 nucleotides. RefSeq names its product proline--tRNA ligase, chloroplastic/mitochondrial-like. NCBI's taxonomy places the organism in Eukaryota, Viridiplantae, Streptophyta, Magnoliopsida, Fabales, Fabaceae. Gene Ontology annotation, molecular function: proline-tRNA ligase activity; ATP binding. Gene Ontology annotation, biological process: prolyl-tRNA aminoacylation. The transcript is spliced from 4 exons. The coding region runs from base 46 to 561 and encodes 171 amino acids. Gene Ontology annotation, cellular component: cytoplasm; aminoacyl-tRNA synthetase multienzyme complex; mitochondrion. The record is from RefSeq and is a predicted model, not a curated record.